This is a messenger RNA of Melozone crissalis (California towhee), 1089 nucleotides long. It is a transcript of the gene SLC35E4, whose product is annotated as solute carrier family 35 member E4. Bases 1 to 1023 code for a protein of 340 amino acids. The transcript has 2 exons. The record is from RefSeq and is a predicted model, not a curated record. Gene Ontology annotation, cellular component: Golgi apparatus. Lineage: Eukaryota; Metazoa; Chordata; Aves; Passeriformes; Passerellidae. Gene Ontology annotation, molecular function: antiporter activity.
AUGUGCCCGCGGUCGCGGCGGGGCGAUGAAGCCGCGAUGAGCGCGGCGGGCACCGUGCGGCCCUGGAAGCCCGACCCGGGGCAGGCGCACGGGGGGCGGCCGCCGGGGCCGGCGCUGCCGCUGACCCUCAGCGUGCUGGCCUGGCUGGGCACCGGCACCACCAUGGCCGGCCUCAACAAGUGGAUCUUCGCCGCUCACGGGUUCCGCUACCCGCUGCUGCUCUCGGCGCUGCACAUGCUGUCCGGCGUGGCCGUGGGCUACCCGCUGGGCUGGGCGCGGGCUCCGGGCCCCCGGCCCCGCGCCAGGAUCUACCUGCUCAGCCUCACCUUCUGCACCAGCGUGGCCCUGGGCAACCUGGGCCUGAGCUACGUGCAGCUGGACGUGGCCCAGGCCGUGGCCACCACCACGCCGCUGGUGACGCUGCUGCUGGGGCUGCUGGGGGGCCGGCGGCCGCACCCGCUGCAGUUCUGGGCCAUGGGGCCGGUGUGCGCCGGGGCCGCCUGCAGCAUCGCCGGCGGCCUCUGCUUCUCCCAGCCCGGCUGCGGCUUCCUGCUGGCCGCCACCGUGCUCCGCGCCCUCAAGUCCAUCCAGCAGAGUGUGCUGCUGCAGGAGGACCGUCUGGACGCGCUGUCCCUGCUGGGCCUGACGUCCCUGCCCAGCUUCGUGCUGCUGUUCGGGGCGGCCGUGGCGCUGGAGCUGGGCCCCUCGUGGCAGGGCGUCCUUCGGCCCGACGCCGCGCUCUGGGGCUGCGUCCUGCUCAGCUGCCUGGGCUCCGUCCUCUACAACCUGGCCACCUCCUGCCUCCUGUCGCUCACGUCGGCCCUGACGCUGCACCUGCUGGGCAGCCUCACCGUGGUGGGCAACCUGCUGCUGUCGUGGCUGCUGUUCGGCACGCGGCUGGGCGCGCUGGGCUACGCCGGCGUGGCGCUGACGCUGGCGGGGAUGGUGCUGUACCACCAGCCCCGGCUCCUGGCCGCCUGCUGGGGCCUCUGUGGGCUGCGGCGGCACCCGCGGCACGAGUAGGGACCCACGGGGGGUGAGGGGCUGGGAGGGCUCUGGGGGAGCGCUGGGCACGUGUGUGCCAAUGAG